GAAGGGGACCCUCCAGGAGUACGCAAGCAUCACCAGCCUGGUGCAGGAGGAGAUGGUGACGGUACACCAAGCCAUGGGCAGAGCCAUUGAGCGCCUCCGCCCGGACGUGGAAUAUGAAGGAUUCAUCCCCAGUGGCAGGUGUGGGAACGAGGCCCCUGCUGUUGGGCGCAAGAGGUCCAUCUCUGGGGAGAUCCACUCCAGCCUCAUGGAGCACAGAUCAGGGCUCAGCACUUUGGGUGGGAGAGAAGAGGCUAAUGAUUUGGGCAGCCUCACCUCGCUGGAGGAGGAGCUGGCCAACGCCACAGAGAGCACCCAAGGUCACCAGCAGCGCACCCAGAUUCUAAAGGCUGAAAUCCAGAAGGAAAGAGGCAGCUGUGAGCCCUGGAGAACCGGUGAGGAUCCUGCUCCUGGGGAAAGCGCCAGGCCUUGCAUGAAGCCCAGCACCAAAGCCCACCUGGCCCAGGGCACGCAGGACAAGCUUCAGGCACAGCGGGAUUUGCUGUGGCACAGGCUGGACAAGCUGGGAACCCGUGAGCCUCCGCCUGCUCCAGCCCUGCAGGAGGACAAUCAAUCGGUGUCGUCUGGGGAGGCGGAGCGUGAUGGGGGUCGGAUCCCGGCCUUGGAGGUCCUGAAGCAACACUUCUCAGGCAUCUUCCGACCACGUCUCACACUGCCGCCCCCAGUGCCCCUCCUGCCUGAGGUGCAGAAGCCCCUGGGCCAGCAAGCCUGGUACCACGGCGCCAUCCCCCGCAUGGAGGUGCAGAGGCUGCUGCAGGCCAGCGGAGACUUCCUGGUGCGCGAGAGCCAAGGCAAGCAGGAGUACGUCCUCUCAGUCUUGUGGGAUGCUCAGCCUCGGCAUUUCAUCCUCCAAUCUGCUGAUAACAUGUAUCGCUUGGAGGGCGAAGCUUUUCCCACCAUUCCGCUGCUGAUUGACCAUUUCCUGAAGACCAAACAGCCCAUCACCAAAAAGAGUGGUGUUGUCUUGGGAAAGCCCAUCAUCAAGGACAAGUGGGUGUUAGACCAUGAAGACGUGCUGCUUGGGGAGCGCAUCGGGGGCAACUUUGGAGAGGUGUUCAGUGGGCGCCUCCGCUGUGACAACACCCCGGUGGCUGUGAAGUCCUGCCGUGAAACUCUCCCGCCAGAGCUCAAGGCCCGAUUCCUGCAAGAGGCCAGGAUCCUCAAGCAAUACAACCACCCAAAUAUUGUCCGGCUCAUUGGUGUCUGCACCCAGAAGCACCCCAUUUACAUUGUCAUGGAGCUAGUUCAGGGGGGUGACUUCUUGUCUUUCCUGCGGAAUGAGGGAGCUCAGCUCAGAGUCAAGGACCUGCUCAAGAUGAUGGAGAAUGCGGCAGCAGGCAUGGAGUACCUCGCCAGCAAGCACUGCAUCCACCGGGACCUGGCGGCCCGGAACUGUCUCGUGACAGAAAAGAACGCCCUGAAGAUCAGUGACUUUGGGAUGUCGCGGGAGCAGGAGGACGGCAUUUACGCCUCCACUGGUGGCAUGAAACAGAUCCCUGUGAAGUGGACAGCCCCAGAGGCACUCAGUCACGGCCGGUACUCCUCAGAGAGUGAUGUUUGGAGCUUUGGGAUCUUGCUCUGGGAAGCCUUCAGCCUGGGAGCCACACCGUACCCCAACAUGACCAACCAUCAGACCCGCGAGGCUGUGGAGAAGGGAAUGCGCCUGAGCAUCCCAGACUUGUGCCCUGAGGUGGUAUACCAGCUCAUGCAGAAAUGCUGGGAAUAUGAGCCACAGAACCGGCCGAGCUUCAGCACCAUUCACCAAGAGCUGGUUGUCAUUCUGAAGAAGCAGCGGUGAGAGAACUAGCUCCAGAAUCCACUGGGUGGCAGCAGGGGUGGCAACCAUCUCCUGCACCAAGGCUGCACCCACUUGACCUCCUGCCGAGCCUGCAACCUUCUUGCAAAACCUUUGCUCUUGGCAUCCCUU
Molecule: messenger RNA, 1945 nt
Organism: Podarcis muralis (Common wall lizard)
Lineage: Eukaryota; Metazoa; Chordata; Lepidosauria; Squamata; Lacertidae
Source: RefSeq, a predicted model, not a curated record